AUGCCAGCAUACACUUCGGCUUCAGGCCUCAUCAAGCAUCUGAGAGCACCCAACGAUCCUCCGCAGCCGGACCUCCCGUCAAAAAUAGACAUCGCUCUCGCUGCAUGGAAUGACUUUUCUUUCCACGUCCCCCGCAAAGCUGAUGUGCUUCGAGAUUGGGUUUUAGAAUCUUGGACAAGAAAUCAUAAAGGCUCGCCUGCUCAAGCACCAUUACAGAUUAUCUCCUCCCUGUUCAAGUCGCUCGGCAACGCAGACGAGGCUCUCCUCGCAAUAUCCUGCCAGACUAUAACACUACUAUUCCCCUCUCAGCAGCUCAUACACAAGACCGAAGCGUACGCCGAAGUAUGGAUCGCACAAAUCGUCGCUGUUGCCUUACCUGCUCACUGCAAGGCAUAUCGAACCCAUUGUACGCUUCAAAACAGACUGACCCAAACCACCUCGGCCUUGCUCUUCACACCAACCACACUUUCCGAUCCCUUGCAGCCAAUUCUUUCCCAACCAAUCAACCACUAUCUACCCUUCGCUCUGCCAGCCCUCUUUCAUUCCCUCAUCAGCAUCUACCACACACAUCGCUACUCCAUCUUCACUCAAGCGUCCAGCAGUAAGCUUCCUCAUGAUGUCUUUGUCGCUUCCAAAGAACGUGAUGCCGUACGAAACGCUUUGACCCAGUUCCUCGCAUAUCUCGAAACGUUCCCCCCUUCCCUAGAGCUACAUACCGCCCGAUCAUCCCUCUGGCAAUCAAUAGAAUCAUGGGGAGGUUAUGUUGAAAGGGAAAUAACAUGGGGUCAACUUCUCCGAGCAGAAGCUCAUCGGUCGGAACAGGCAUUAUCAUCCAACGAUCCCGCUGUCAUCGGUGUGAUUCUUUUCACCUUGGCAGUCCUCGAGCGGCUUGAUCACGAUCAAGCGCAAUUAGGACCAAACAUCGUCCGAUGGUGUCUUGCCGUGAGUGUUACCAUAGCGAUUCCCGCUGACGAUCAGUGCCCCGCGACCCAUCGUGACGUCGCUGGAUCCGUUCUCUCCUCCCUAUUGCGCUUUUUCCAACUCACGCACUCCCUACCAGCAUUCUUCCGGCUCAUCGUCUCCUCCCUCAAUGGGCUAUUUACGGCAGACCUCCCUGACGACAUCGUUUCUUCACUAUACACUCUUAUCACCGAAGGCCCGCUUGUGGGAAAACAUCUUCGCCAAGAUAUGAUCUACACAUUGCGCUCAGUCGGUAAUGCCCGUGGUACUACCAACGAAAUCGUCACACUCCUAGUACUUCACCUCGAGCAAUCACGGUCAACUGCAUCCGCUGCAAUGAUCGGUGUCACAAGUAGACUUAUAUGUUACUGCUUGCAAGCCAAAUCUGCAACUGACGCAAUCUCCGAUCUUGUCUCACUACUUAGCACAUGGUCGCCUACCGCCAACCCUGUCAUCGAAGCGGGUCGAUUGCGAAUCGCUCGAAAUGUAGAACGCUUUCUACACAGUUCCUGCACCCCUUACCCCAAUCUCCCAAUUCACAGUCUCCCUGAACUAUGUCUGGAAACAUUACGCUUCAUAUUCCACCGGGGUGCCCUAGAGGCCCUUCCGAUUGACACAAUUGAUGCAGUCCUCAUCCAUCUAUCAAACCCGAGCAGCGAGCAAUGGCAAGUGGUGAUAGAUCAAGGCAUCGUCCUCCUAGAGUAA
Molecule: messenger RNA, 1665 nt
Organism: Kwoniella shivajii
Lineage: Eukaryota; Fungi; Basidiomycota; Tremellomycetes; Tremellales; Cryptococcaceae
Exons: 3
Coding region: 1-1665 (554 amino acids)
Source: RefSeq, a predicted model, not a curated record